AUGAUAAAUACAAUCGGGACCAUUUUUUUGUUAUAUAUUUUUUUGAACAAGUAUUUUAUAUCAUGUGUAAAAAAAGAUCCUUAUGUUCUUUCUUUUAUCAUAAACAAUGAUAAAUGUUUUAGAUUCAUAACAAAUAGAACUCGCAGACUAUAUAAAGCAAGAGAAAAAAUUAAAUACGAAGAAGUUGUUACACAAAAGGAUAUCUCAAAUAUAAACACAGUUGUGUUAGCUCUAUUAGAAUAUAAAAAAUUACACAAUAAUUUAAACAUUCCAAAGAAUUACAUUCUUAAUGUUGAAGACAAUGAAAAUUUAAAGAAUUUUAAACUGUGGAAAAAAUUACAAGAUAUUAAAAAUGAAAAGAGUGACAAAAAAAAAAAGUACAUUUAUUUUAUUUUAAAAAAAAUGGAAUUCCCUGUAGAAACCAUAUUUAAUGAAGAUGAGAUACAAAAUUAUGAAAUGGAAGAUGUUGAAAUAACAUCCAUGUCUAAAUUAUCAACUGAAGAAAAUAUGAAUUAUGAUAUUGACGAAAGACAAGAAGUGCGCAAAGAAUUGUUCUCUCCAUAUAUUAAAAAAUCAAAAGAUAAAAAAACGGAAAAUGUAAAGGAUUUUUUGGCCCUAUAUAAAUUUGUACCUCAAAUAAAUGAACAGAGUUCCUUACCUAAACAUUCAAACAGAAGUGUUCGAAAAAAAGGCAUUCUCAAAUAUAUUUUGUAUGAUCUCAAAAAAGAUAAUAAUUUUAAUUUUCAAUAUAAUUACUACUACGACAAUAUAUACAAUAAUGUUAAGGACGAUGAAUUAAACGAUUACUUUAAUUUUUGUAUGAAAUAUAAAAAAAGCAAUCAAAAUUAUGAUUUGUAUGUUAAAGGAACACCAUCCUUUGGAGAUGAAGAAAGCAAGAAAGAAAAGAAAUUUUUUUUAUAUACUCGAAAGGAAAUUGAAGGGGCACAUUCUUAUGAUUUUGAUAAAUGGUCUUUUUCUGAUUUUAUAGAAGCCCUUGUAUUUUUCAAUGAUUUAUAUAUUGAUAUGAAUAAAGAAAAAUACGAAAGGUUCAAAGAAGAUGAAGAAAAUGAGAAAUUAGAUCUUAUAGACUUCAAUUCUAUAAAUUCAAAUUUUGUUAUUCCAAAUGACGAUUUAUGGCCAGUUGAAUGGCAUGACAUGCCAUUAGGUUCUUACAUUAAUCAAAUUAGAAUGGGAGAUAUCGAUGCAAAGUUUCAUUUUAUAAGAAGAAAUAUUUUAGACUAUUUAAUGUUUGAUUUCAAAACUCCAGAAUUUGAAAAUAAAUAUAUUAAUUUUACAUGGAGAAAGUUAUAUUUAGGAAUAGCAUGGUUUAUUCAUACAAGGGGCCAUCCCAUAGUUAUAUCGCCAUAUGAUAAAAUACAGUUUGAUGUUUUUCCUAUGGACUUUUGCAAACCCGAAGAAAUACAAGGUCUUUAUUUAGGAUAUUUAAUUGUUCAAGCUCAAGCUCACGAAAAAAUAUUUUGGAAUAAUUAUAGGGAUAGAUUUGAUUUUUUAAAAGGUCUUGAAAUUAAUAUAAGAAGUGCAGACGAUUUAAUAUUUUGA
This is a messenger RNA of Plasmodium adleri (nom. inval.), 1560 nucleotides long. Its product is annotated as conserved Plasmodium protein, unknown function. The record is from RefSeq and is a predicted model, not a curated record. Lineage: Eukaryota; Apicomplexa; Aconoidasida; Haemosporida; Plasmodiidae. The coding region runs from base 1 to 1560 and encodes 519 amino acids. The transcript has 17 exons.